Molecule: messenger RNA, 1290 nt
Organism: Epinephelus lanceolatus (giant grouper)
Lineage: Eukaryota; Metazoa; Chordata; Actinopteri; Perciformes; Serranidae
Source: RefSeq, a predicted model, not a curated record
AUGGCUAAAGCAAGUUAUGGAUACUACCGAGCCACUAUAUUUUUGGCCAUGUUCGUAGGCUACACACUGUACUACUUUAACAGAAAGACUUUCUCCUUCGUGAUGCCUUCGCUCAUGCAAGAAAUUGAGCUGGAUAAGGAUGACUUGGGCAUGAUCACCAGCAGUCAGUCUUUGGCCUACGCUAUCAGUAAGUUCAUCAGUGGCGUGCUUUCGGACCAGAUCAGUGCCCGCUGGCUCUUCUCCAUUGGCCUGUGCAUGGUGGGAGGCAUCAACGUGGUCUUCUCCUGGUCCUCCACUGUUGCUGCCUUCUCCGUCCUGUGGUUUUUCAAUGGCCUGGGCCAGGGCCUUGGCUGGCCUCCCUGCGGUAGGGUGCUGCGCAAGUGGUUUGAGCCCUCUCAGUUCGGGACAUGGUGGGCCGUUCUCUCCUGCAGCAUGAAUCUGGCUGGCAGCUUGGGCCCCAUUAUUGCUACAGUGCUGACCCAGAGUUACAGUUGGAGGACGAUACUGUCGGUAUCUGGGAUGAUUUGUGUGGUGGCCUCCUUUUGCUGUCUGCUGCUCAUCAAGAAUGAGCCCAAGGAGGUGGGGCUGCCCAAUAUAGACACAGGAGCCAAGAAGAGCAAAGGAGGAGCCUCCACUGAUGAGAGCACCCUGUCGGAAUUCCUGCUGUCACCCUAUCUGUGGCUGCUUUCUGUGUCCUAUCUGGUGGUGUUCGGGGUGAAGACAGUCUGCACAGACUGGGGCCAGCUGUUCCUCAUUCAGGACAAGGGCCAGUCUGCACUUAUGGGUAGCUCAUACAUGAGUGCCCUGGAGGUUGGAGGCCUGUUGGGCAGUCUCGCUGCAGGUUACUUCUCUGACAAGGCGGUGGCCAAACAAGGCAUGAAACUCUACGGCAACCCUCGGCAUUUCAUCCUGAUCUGCAUGAUGGCUGGGAUGUUUGUGUCCAUGUACCUGUUCAGAGUCACAGUUUCUCCUGACAGCUCAAAGGUGUGGAUACUCAGUUUGGGUGCUGCUUUUGGUUUCUCCUCUUAUGGACCAAUAGCUUUAUUUGGAGUUAUAGCCAACGAGAGCGCCCCAUCCAACUACUGUGGGACGUCACAUGCUAUUGUUGCCCUGAUGGCCAACAUUGGCGGCUUCCUGUCUGGACUACCCUUCAGCACCAUUGCCAAGCACUACGGCUGGGAAACAGCCUUCUGGGUAGCAGAGGUCAUCUGUGGCAUCACCACUAUUGGAUACUUCCUGCUGCGCAACAUCCGCACCAAGAUGGGUCACGUGUCCAAGAAGACCGACUAA